AUGUCCCUUCCCCUCUCAACUGGAACAUACUCAAUCAACGGUCGGAAAUACCGUAAGACUGCGUAUCAGAAAGUGGGCGGAGCCUCCGCGACGGAGAUUACUGUAGAUCAAUUCGAAGACACUCCAGAUGUCUAUGAGGACGAACCGUCGAUUGGAUGCAUCGCGCCGCCACCCGGUCUCCCCGCUCUAAAACAGAAAAUCGGCAAAGCGACGGCAAAAUCUGAAACUACAGUAUCCAUGGAUCCACAACCGACAGAAGACGAGAGGAUUACUGUAGUUGGAGGCAAGAAAUGGAUGGCGACAAUCCAAGUCCCUGCAUGCUUCAUAGGAAAAUUGAUUGGAAUGAAUCGACGCGCACUGAAUUCAUUGGAAAAUGAUACGCAGUGUCGAGUGAAGACGCCGCGAAGGGAGCAGAAGGAUAAACCGUGUGAAAUCACGUCGAUCAUCAGUCUGGAAUGUGUUCAACGCUGUCUCGAUCGCAUCGAGAUUUUUGUGGAUGACGCGAGGAAAUCUUCCCGCCCCACCCACUUCGUCGCCUUCCCCUGCGAUCACCCUGAGAUUCAGGAGAAUUUCGAAGUGUUCAAGAAGUUGGUGAUGGAUAGUAACGAGUUUCAUGAGUCCACUCGUAACCCGCAACUAUUCACCAAGACGUCUCGCCUCCAUUUGACAAUUUCAGUCGUCCGACUGUUCGAUGAAUCGGAUAUGAAGAAGAUGGAGGAGGCAUUCAGAGUGAUUCACGACGAGAUUAAACCCCUUCUCGACUCCGCCCCCCUCAUCGCAGACAUCCAAGGAAUCGAUAUGAUGAACGACGAUCCGUCGCAAGUUUCUGUGAUCUACGCGAAAAUAAAAGGAGAAAAAGUGCAAAAAAUCGCGAAUUUCGUCUCCAGACGACUCGUUGAACUUCUCGGUGGAAAUUCUGGAAAUUCAGAAGACGUCGUCACGGAUUCAGAAGACGUCAAACUUCACAUGACACUUAUGAAUUCGAGAUAUGUCUCACAACAAGACAAAAAGAAUUCAAAAAAUUCGUUUAAUGCGAAGAAAAUGUUGGAGGAUUUGAAGGAAAUGCACUUUGGAACCAUUCAGAUUAACGAGGAUCAAGUACAGUUACCCGAUCCAGGAUCCAAGAUCCCUAGGAUCAAGUACAGUAAUCCCGUCCUGGAUCGCAGAUCCCCAGGAUCAAGUACAGUAACUCUGAUCCAGGAUCCAAGAUCCCUAGGAUCAGGAUCCAAGAUCUGUUGGGUCAAGUACAGUAACUCUGAUCCAGGGUCCAAGAUCCGUAGGAUCAAGUACAGAUCCAAGAUUCGUAGGAUCAAGUACAGUAACCCGAUCCAGGAUCCAAGAUCUGUUGGAUCAAGUACAGUAACCCGAUCCAGGAUCCAAGAUCUGUUGGAUCACGUCAUGCCGGAUCCUAGCGACGUUGAUCCUAUAGUCCGGAUCAUAAAACUACAGUAA
Caenorhabditis remanei is the source of this 1452-nucleotide messenger RNA. RefSeq lists its product as uncharacterized. The record is from RefSeq and is a predicted model, not a curated record. NCBI's taxonomy places the organism in Eukaryota, Metazoa, Nematoda, Chromadorea, Rhabditida, Rhabditidae. Gene Ontology annotation, cellular component: nucleus. Bases 1 to 1452 code for a protein of 483 amino acids. Gene Ontology annotation, molecular function: RNA binding. Gene Ontology annotation, biological process: DNA alkylation repair; regulation of DNA-templated transcription. The transcript is spliced from 10 exons.